Molecule: messenger RNA, 2296 nt
Organism: Rhizophagus irregularis DAOM 181602=DAOM 197198
Lineage: Eukaryota; Fungi; Glomeromycota; Glomeromycetes; Glomerales; Glomeraceae
Source: RefSeq, a predicted model, not a curated record
AAAAAGUUUUCUAAAAACUUCACAUAUUUGCAGUAAUUUUCGUUUUAAACUUUGCGAUCGCCUUUAGCUUUAUCGCUAAUUAAUUUUAUUAAUUUGUUUAAAAGUAUUAUUUCUUCAAUAUGACGGCAGAUAAUAUAAAUCACCUUUCAUUUAUGCCGCUGGAGAACAUGAUAUGUAAUUCUUUGGAAAAUUACUUGUAUAAGAACGCAACUUUUCUCGCGGAAAGAUUAUAUGCACAGGAUACAACUAAUGAGAAUUCGCGCUUUUUACUGGCAACUUGUUAUUAUCGAAGCGGUCAACGAAAAGCUGCAUAUAACCUUCUGAAUAGUGCCCAUUCGAUUAAAUGCAAAUAUUUGUUUGCAAAAUGUUGUCUGGAUUUGGAUAAAGCUGAGGAAGGCAAGGAAAAACUACUGACAAUUAUAAGCAAUUUAGAAACAAGAAAUCCUUUGGAUUCAUUCAAUUCUACAACAAAACUUAAUCAAACACCAGAUUUAGCUUCUGUAUUAUGUUUAUUGGGAACUUUGUGUAAAAAUGCGCGUCGUCCUGACGAAGCUGCCCAAUAUUACGUUCAAUGCAUAAAGACAAACCCAUUUAUGUGGGAAGCAUUUGAAAAUUUAUGUCAAAUGGGUAAAUCAACUCAAUUAGACAUUGAUGAAAUAUUCCAGCCAAAGACUGAAAAAUUCACAAAUAACAGAAGUCCAUGUUCUGAUAAAUUAUACAACUCACAAGUGUUUAUGUCAAAACCGACACAUAAUGGCGAUAAGAUUACUCCUGACCCUACUCGACGAACUCGACCUUCUUCUAUGAUAAGGGAAAAGAAACGAUCUCGUAUUGGGAAUGAAGACGUAAGUUUAAUGGGUCUUGAUGAUGAAAAUAAAUGUUAUCGGCUAGGGAAAGAUGUAAGAUCACUUGUAAAUGUAGAAAAUGAAGUGACAGAAGCUUUGCAAAAAACUACGCUAGAUCCUGAUAAUAAUUAUGAAAAAAUGGAAGAUACUGAUUGGAAGUCAAAUCGUCAUGAAGUUUUGGAAUUGUUACAGAAGAUAGCUAAAGGUUAUGCGUACCUAAACCAAUAUGAAUGUGCGAAAGCUAUAGAUGCUCUUACAAACCUUCCCAAGUCACAAUAUUAUACGGGUUGGGUUCAAAGUCAUAUAGGGAAAGCAUAUUUUGAAAUGGUUGAUUAUCCUAUGGCCGAGCGAUUUUUUCAAAAGGCACGUCAAUUAGAACCGUAUCGUUUAGAAGAUAUGGAAAUAUUUUCUACUACAUUAUGGCAUUUACGUAAGGAUACAGUAUUAAGUACACUUGCACAUGAAUUAGUCGAAUUUGAACGACUUUCACCGCAAGCAUGGUGUGCUGUUGGUAAUUGUUUCAGUAGACAGCAAGAACAUGAUCUAGCUUUGAAAUGUUUCCAAAGAGCUAUACAAUUAGAUCCAAAAUUUACGUAUGCACAUACCUUAUCUGGUCAUGAGAGUAUGGCUAAUGGGAAUUUUGAAAAGGCUCAAGAGCACUUUAGAAACGCCUUGAAUACAAAUAAACGUCAUUAUAACGCUCUAUAUGGACUUGCAAAUUAUUAUAUGACUUGUGAUAAAAAAGAUCAAGCAGAAAUUCAUUAUAAGUUAGCGAUGGAAAUUAAUCCAAAUCAUGCCGUUCUAAUGUGUUGUUUAGGAAAGGUAUAUGAAAAAAUGGGCAGGAAUGAUGAUGCGCAUCAACUUUAUGUUCGUGCUUGUCUAGUCACACCACAGACACCUUUAGCUAUAUUCAAAAAAGCGAAAUCAUUGUAUAAAGAUCGUUAUUACGAGAGUGCACUUAUUGAACUUAGAAGACUUAAGGAGAUUGUGCCAGAAGAACCUAAAAUAUAUUUUCUGAUGGGAAAAAUAUACAAAGCAAUGGGCGAUAAAGUGAAAGCUUUACAAAAUUUUACAACAACAUUUAAUUUAGAUCCAAAAAUGAUGCAUGUAGUAAAAACUGCCAUAGAAAGAUUGGAUAAUGAUAAUGAAAUAUCAAUGACGACGUCAGCCAUGUCAGAUACCAAUUUAGAAGGAGAAUCUUCAUCAUCAGCUGCAGCUGCAGCUUUUGUUGGAGACGAUGAAGAACAUAAUCAACAUCAUCAACAAGACCAAGUUGUACAUGGUGAAGAAGAUCAAUCGUCCGCUUACACUUACGAUGCCUUUGUUGAUGAAUAAAAUCAAAAAAGAACGAUAACAACACAGUAACAUUUAUUUUAUAAUAUUAUUAAGAAAAUGUUUUUAUAUUUGUAUUAUAAAUAAUUUGAGAAAUCAAAAAAAAAAAAAAAAAAAAA